Molecule: messenger RNA, 3896 nt
Organism: Scomber scombrus (Atlantic mackerel)
Lineage: Eukaryota; Metazoa; Chordata; Actinopteri; Scombriformes; Scombridae
Gene: rcbtb1
Product: regulator of chromosome condensation (RCC1) and BTB (POZ) domain containing protein 1
Exons: 14
Coding region: 56-1837 (593 amino acids)
Molecular function (GO): protein binding
Source: RefSeq, a predicted model, not a curated record
CAGGUCUGUGGGUGACAACACUGGGACAGCGACUCUAAUCGGUUGAUUCGUUGUCAUGGAGCGAUGCUUUAGUGUCAGCAGGGAUGGUUCUGCUCCUUGCUCCCCACCUCCAUCAGCAUCGCCUCCUACUCCCCCUCAAGUCCUCCCUUCCCCACGACACCCCCCUCCUGUUCCUCCCUCUUCUCCCCCGUCAGCCCUGACUCCUCCCCCCCGACAGAGAAGGCUGAGUUUUACUGGAGCCAUGGUGGACGUCAGUAAGUGGCCUCUGUUCUGUUUGCUGAGCACCGAGGAACUGGCCACGGUCCGACAGGCCUGUGUGUUUGGGACUUCUGCUAAUGAAGCCAUCUACAUCACACAUGCCAACGAGGUGUUCGUGUUUGGGUUGAACUGCAGUAGCUGCCUCGGCACGGGAGACAAUCUGAGCACCAUUGUGCCAAAGAAACUGGACUUCCUGCGAGGGAAGAAGGUAGUCAGCCUGAGCUAUGGCAGCGGGCCACAUGUUGUAUUGGUGACUGAGGACGGACAGAUAUUUGCUUGGGGGCACAAUGGCUACAGUCAGCUGGGGAAUGGGACGACCAACCAGGGACUGUCCCCGGUCCUGGUCACCGCUAUCCUACAGAGCAAGAAAGUGAAAGAGGUUUCUUGUGGCUCACAUCACUCCAUGGCUCUCACUCAGGACGGAGAGGUCUAUGCAUGGGGUUAUAAUAACUGCGGUCAGAUCGGUUCCGGCUCCACAGCCAACCAGCCUUACCCCAGGAAAGUCACCAGCUGCCUGCAGGGAAAGACUGCAGUGGGCAUAAUGUGCGGACAGACCUCCUCCAUGGCUCUGGUGGACAAUGGAGAGGUUUAUGGGUGGGGCUACAAUGGAAACGGACAGCUGGGUAUUGGCAACAAUGGAAACCAGCUGACGCCUUGCCGCCUCGUUGGCCUGCAGGGGCUGUGUAUACAACAGAUCGUAUCAGGCUACGGUCACUGCCUGGCACUAACAGACGAGGGGCUGCUGUAUGCCUGGGGAGCAAACACCUACGGUCAACUGGGAACCGGCAACAAGAGCAACAGUCUGAGCCCCGUUCAAAUCAUGGCUGACAAAGAGAGGAUUGUCGAGGUUGCAGCAUGCCAUUCAACACAUACUUCAGCAGCCAAGACCCAGAGUGGGCAGGUGUACAUGUGGGGUCAGUGUCGGGGUCAAUCCAUCGUCCUGCCGCACCUCACGCACUUCAUCAACACCGAUGACGUCUUCGCCUGCUUCGCCACACCCUCCGUCAUGUGGAGGCUGAUGUCCAUGGAACAUGAUGACUUCCUGACAGUUUCCGAGGCUCUGAGGAAAGAGUUUGACAGUCCGGAAACGGCCGACCUCAAGUUCAGCGUCGACGGCAAAUGCAUCCACGUUCACAAGGCUGUGCUGAAGAUCAGGUGUGAGCAUUUCCGCUCGAUGUUUCGCUCCCAGUGGACUGAGGACCAGCAGGACGUGAUAGAGAUCGGCCAGUUCUCUUACCCCGUCUACCGCUCCUUCCUGCAGUUUCUCUACACAGACACUGUCGACCUUCCCCCGGAGGAUGCCAUCGGCCUGCUGGAUCUCGCCACCUCUUACUGUGAAAACCGUUUGAAACGUCUGUGUCAGCAGAUCAUCAAGAGAGGGAUCACUGUCGAAAACGCCUUCACCCUGCUCUCUGCCGCCAUCAGAUACGACGCAGAGGACCUGGAAGAGUUUUGUUUCAGGUUUUGUGUAAACCAUCUGACUCAGGUGACACAGACCGGAGCCUUUUGGCAGGUCGACGGAGGAAUGCUCAAGGAGUUUAUAAGCAGGGCCAGCCGCUGCGGGGCAUUCAAGAACUGAGUGGUAAUCUUCUAUUUUUACCAUGUAUGAAUUAUAUUCUGACCAAGUGGAUGUGUUUUGCACUCCAUGUGCACACGCUAACACAUGAGCAGCCUCAGAGAGGAUUACAUCAUUCCCACGGUGUCGGACUUGAAUUUAAGCUGUGUUAUCUGUGGAUCUGAUAUCGGCACUUUGGCCUGUUCCUGUGGAGUCACUGACAAAUGCUUUUAAGUACAAAGUGAAACAUAGCACCUUUUUCUGUCAAACUUGAAUUUUUUCCUUGUUUUUUCUUGGCCAGUGCUCACAUAUCCUGAAAAUGUUCCAUCACUCUCUGGAAAAGUCUGAGUGAGACCAAAGAACUUGAGUCCACAUCUCUUUUGGGGACCUGUAACUUGUGUUUUAUUAAGAGUUUAGAUGACUGACUUAACACUGGCCAUGACAGAAGUACCACUAUACCGAAACAAAUAUCUGAAUCAAGUUUACUCUCCAUUUUUUUAUCAUUUUCAUUUUGCAGUUCAGGCAAAAGUAGCUCUAUCAUCUGGGGUUUAUUUCAUUCCGAUGCUUAAAUGCACUUUAAGAAACUGCAGUUGCUUUCUGCUACUAUGCAGUUAAACAGUAAUAGUUAAAAUAUUGAGGAAGGGGAGACAAUUAAACUCUAUUAAAAAAUGUCCCACUAGGAUAUUUUAUAAAAGCAACAUGCAAAACAUUUGAAGCACUGUUACAUUACCGACCGCAUUUUUUUCCCCCUCCUUUUCAUUGCACGUGUUAAUGUAACAAAAAUGUAUGUAAUGCAGAUGUCUGUUACACAGUAAUUCCAAACUAAUUAACACUCACCUGUCUCACCUGUUCACCAGGUAGCACAGCGGAGAAACAGCCCAAUAAAUGUCAGGAACAAAAAAUACUGACGACCACAAGUUGAAUAUCAGCUCAAACAAAGAAAAGUCUUGCGAGUUUAAUUCACCACGAACAUAAAAAGACACGAAUAUAUAUAUAUAUUUUUUAGCAAAAGUUUUCAGCCAAGUUUAAAACGUCGAGUCACUUCUUCUGCGGUCUCCUUUUCCCGCGGAGUCAACGAGCGGAAAUACGGACAGCGCCACUCUGCCAUUGCAACCCACAUUGUGGUCGGAGGUGGGAUUACAUGCUGCCUUCAGGUGCUGCUCAAAAACUCCCAAGUUAACUCGGAUUUGGUAUUUUUGACUGUUGUUUCUAAAUACCUUGGUAUACCGUAAUACCGCCCAAACAUAAGACCAAAAUAGCUAGGUAAUUCAGAGAGGGUGGUUGGAUUUUAAAUCGAGCAGUAGUUUCUGUAGUUUUUUUUCUCUAAAUACGAUGAAAAUGCACUAUGCUGAAACUUGCAAGCUAAAGCAAUAAGAACACUUUCAGCAAAAUUAAAGGUUAUAUUGUGUUUGCUUGAGUCUACAAUGACCAAAAAAAUGAUCUACCUGCAGGCCCUAGUUUUUGUUUUGUGCUGCAUCACCAAGUGUUGGUGACGCAGGAAAACAUCACAGUGUAGAUAGAGGGAGUUUUAUUGAAUUGGUCAUCUGGGAGUGUGAAUGGUGAGAUAAGUUUCUGUUUCCUCUUGUUAGGUUUCUAUUUCUUGAUGCACACACAUGCUUGUUAAACUAUAUUUUUAUUUGGUUUAAAGUUGGGUUGGACCACUGUUCAGUGAUGAAAGCACAGUUGAGUAUUGAGGUUAAAGAGCAAUUAAAGACUUGAUGAUUGAGGUUUCUGUUUCUGUGACACUGUACUGCUUUAGUAGAAUGAGGAGCAGGCUUACAGUCUUCUUGUUUUACAUGAAAAAUAACAAGCAAACUGGAAAAAAAGAUUGUUUUGCUUACUUUGUUAUAAUAAAUAUAUAUUUUAAUUAUGCUUUCUUAAGCUUUUAUGUACGUUUAUAAAACUGCUGGUAACAUACUUAAAACUUACACAGUAAUGGUUACUUUGAGGUGAUCAGCAUUAUUAUUAUGUUGGAAUUUGUAUGACUAUUUGUUUUGUUGCUGUUACAUAAUUGCAAUAUGUUAUUUUUUUUUUUUUAUAUUUAGUUAAUUGAUGACACGUUUCUGUGAAGAAAUAAAUAACU